CAGCUUAGGGUCUUACGCGUAUAAGAUGUGUGAACCUUGUCGUAAUCGUUAUCGUUCCUACGGUAUCACUAAGCGCGCUAAAUGGAAAGCUGAACGUGCUGCAUUUGAGCAAGAGCUGGAAACACUCAGAGAGGUGGAAGAUCAAAGGCGCAAGGAUGCAGGAUUGGCCGUAAGCUUGCAUUAUUUGCAAUGUUACCGCAACACUUACGCUUUCAUAGCCCUUGAGUGAAUCUCCGGAAGAUCUUCAAACAUGGGAGAUGUCCAUCAUCGACGAAAAGAUAACUGUACCUCAGGACAUCACAACUCUCUUGACGGCGUACUCAUCUCUUUCUCCCGCAACCUUAAUCAGAGCAACUGGGAGCCAACAACCCAUCGGUUCCACUUUAAUCCCAACCACAUCUACUCCUACUGACCAGCCCACGGCAACCGCAGUGAACCACUUCUUCCCUCCCUUACCUGUUCUUCCUCCCCGAAUGUGUACUGUUUCCCAUUGUCACAAGAUUCUUCCUGGACAUUAUAUGUUCAAACGCUGUGAGCAACACCGACUCCAGAAUAGACAUCACAGCAAACUCAAAAGAGUCAGGGAAAAGGUGGUCAAAUCUGCCGGACCUCCAGAGGGUUCUAUUGGUGAGACAUUUGAACAAGGCAGGGAAGAUAGCAUAGAUCCAGAGGACGAAAAGAUUCAAGAUGCUGGCGUGGAAUCAGAAGCGGAGGCUGCAAACAUUCCGUUUAUGGCCGACAAGGAGGUUUGUGAACUCGUAAUACAUCAGUUACACGUCUCACACUUCCGCUUCGUUCAAUUUAGGGGAGGAGAUCGUAUAGCUGCACGUCCAAAGACUGUCACAAUCUCAUUGGCCCCGGUGUUCGGUGGCGUAUGUGUGAUCCCUGUAGGGUGCAAAGGAAGGCCUUGCAAGCACGUCGUCGAGCGGAAGUUGAACAGGAAUUGAGGAAUGCGGAGAAGGCUUGGCAGCUUCAAGCACAGACUGAUGCUACUGCUCCCAAUUCGCCCUCCGUCCAUAUUCCAGUCG
Molecule: messenger RNA, 1028 nt
Organism: Guyanagaster necrorhizus
Lineage: Eukaryota; Fungi; Basidiomycota; Agaricomycetes; Agaricales; Physalacriaceae
Exons: 1
Coding region: 258-947 (229 amino acids)
Source: RefSeq, a predicted model, not a curated record